Messenger RNA from Heterobilharzia americana, 5859 nucleotides. The record is from the annotation of a GenBank genome assembly. Lineage: Eukaryota; Metazoa; Platyhelminthes; Trematoda; Strigeidida; Schistosomatidae.
ACAUUGGUGCUGACCUUGACAGUUUAACUGGACUCGCUAAGCUGAAGGCACCCGGUCAAGCAUCCUCGCCAUUUGGCACGCUGUCGUGUUACGUUGCACUGCUCGUAUUCGACUCUCUAGCCAGUCAGUUGGAACGCAUCGGUGUUUUGGCACAACCAUCCAAAUAUACUAUUCCAUCCGAGUACGCUAUCGUGUUCUUCCUUGGUCUCGUAUUCGUGGGUAUAUAACAAGUCCGAAUAAUUAUUGAUUGGUCUUUGCGUCUGUCAAGUUCGCACCAGGACAAAUCCUAAAUUGGUGAGCCCGACGUGAUCAUAUAUCCCAUCCAAUAACAAGUAUUGAAUUGGUGAGCCUGUUCCAUUUUAUAUUUGUUUGUUGUUUUCACUUCGAUAACAUUUAUAUAUCCAUUUACUAUACUUUCUCAUGUCCGACCACACUCCCAAGCUUAUUCGUAUUAAGCUGACUACGAACACAAUCCAACUCGUGCCAUAUUGGCCAGACAAUGCAGAAACAUGGUUUCUGUAUGCCGAGGCAGAUUUUCGAGAACAGGGUGUCUCAGAUCCUCAAUCUCGAUUUCUUGCUGUCAUACGGUCACUACCGCGAGAAUUAAACAGUGUUGCUGAAACCGACAUGAGUGCAGAUAUUGGUUUCUUAAUUUUGAUAACAACAUAUUUGGAUUUGUCUUGGAUAAUCCAGUUUAUUCAACUGUAAUCUGCCACGUUCAAAGUUUUGUUUCACUUUCACUGUCGGUUUUCCCAGAUUAAGGCGGUGUGAAAGGCCAUUAAUGUUAUGGCUUUGAUUAGAUCAUCUGUAGACAUUCCUGGUGUUCGUUCUGACUCUUACAGGUAAAUGUUUUUGCUUCUUUUUGUUGUGAACACUUUAACUUUGUUUUGAGUAUGUGGUCUUCAUCAACUACUGACAUAUUCAGCUAUCCGGUUGAUACUCUGAAUCAAAAAAACUUAUAGCUAACUGAACAGUGGCAAGGCGGCAUUGUUGGGGUACCUUUUGGUCUUAUAUUGUAUAACGAUUGAAUAGUACUGUGGAUUUUACGUAUAUAUAAGCUGAAUAUAACCAUGUCUGUUUUCUGUUACCAUAAGCUUUCACUUCUUCCUCACGCGAUCUCCUCCACGUCACCCGCGGACGCUCAACUCGUCAUUUCCCAUUUGGUUUGCACUCGCCGGCCUGGGACGUAAUGUCUCCAAACAGUCUUCUUAGUAUGUCCAAUCCAUCUCCACUUUAUUAUGCAUACUUUUUGGGCGAUGUUUCUUGGUUGGUUCGUAGGCAGUCAGAGUGAGUUCCUUGUUGCUUAUUCUUAUUAUUCUGGCCAUCUGAUCUAGUCUUCAGUGUAGAGUGAACGUAGGCGGCAGCCGUUGAUGAAUGUCUGCAUUUUUUGGAAGUGCUUAUCACAACACGCCAAGUCUCUCAACCACCACAUAAAAGCACUGACUUGACUGAAUUAGCUUUUAAAAUCUGCAUCUUGUUCCUUAUGCUGGCUGGAGUGCAGUAGAUUUACACAGUGAUUUCAGAUUAAUGUAGGAAGGCCUGUCUUGCUGUCUUCUCUAUCCCGGCUUUGACAUCCUCACCUGUACCGUCGCCUGUUGUUGAAACGAUGCUGCCUGGGUAGGUCUAUUUCUUUAGCUUUCUUCUGUUGAUGGUGAUGGGUGCUUGUUGUUGUUUAGGCAUCUUCAUAACCUCUGUCUUCUCUACGUUCACCUGAAGUCCCGUCUUCUCUGCCUGUUCUACCAACUUGUUACUUUUCGCCUGUAGAUUUUCGAGUUUGUGCUACAGGUUAUUUGACAUAAAUCGUCACCUGCGAAAUCCAAAUCUUCUUCUGGGGUGUUUUCAUCCACCAAGCAGCACAUACCCUUUUCUCGCUCCUCACAGUUUGUUGCAUGAUGUAGUUCAGUCGAGUCGACCGCAAUCAGGAAGAUCAUCGGUGAUGAUAGUCGGAAGCCUUGUCUUACUCCUGUCUUCACUUCAAAGGCAUCACCGAGCUUUUCAUUGUGAAUCACUUGUGGCACUAAAACCGUAGUGUUGAAGCAGCUGCCAAUUACUUCUCAGUCCACGCUAUCGAAGGUCUUUUUAAAGUGCAUAUAGCUGAGAUACGGAUACAGUUGACUGCCAUCCUAUGCUAUAUUUUAUGAUGAUUUAUAGCGUAGUGUUACAACUUGAUCCGCACAUGAUUUGUUUUUCCUGAAGCCAGCCUGUUCUAUUCGUGAUUUUGAAUGCAGAGUAUUUUUUAGUCUCUCCAGAAUGGUGUGGCUCAAUACUUUGAAUGGGAUGGAUAGGAGCAUGAUUCCGCGCUAGUUCUUGCAAAGACUUAGACCACUCUACUUUGGUAGUUUGACAAGGUAGCCCUUCUUCCAAUCAGCAGGUACCUUUCCUUGCGAACCUUCCGCAAUAGUGGUAUGAGCAUGUCCGCUGAUGUCUCUGCAUCCAUUUUCAGUGCUUCUGGAGGUAUUCCAUCUAAACCUGCUGCUACCCUGGCUUUCAGCAACUUUAUGGAGUUCAGGACUUCUGGUUUUAUGAACAAACAGAUAUUUUAUUCUCAGGUUAUGAACUUAACAGUAAGAGAAGCCGGUUUACAAGCAUCACCAAAUUGAUAAUGGUAGAGAAAUCCUAGAGUUGAGCAGCGUUGAAUGGUACAGAAGGGAGGACACUAAACUCCAUUAUGAUAUGAAGUGUCUAACAGUUAUGAAAAGGGCAGAAAAAUAUCACUUUGCAGUACAUAUACAUUGUUUUGAGGGUUUGUAUUCACCGAUAGUUCUGCAACUGCUAGUGGUAUUCCUGAACGAGUUGUACGUGGUGGUGGUGGUCGAUUCAAGAGCUUUUGAAGUUAGCCCAUCGUUUCCUUUGUUUCUCAUCUUUGGUAACUGGGUUUCCUUCACUAUCCUUUAUUGGUUUCAUCUGUGUUGAUCUCUUCCCAGAUAGUAACCUGGUUGUCUUAUAUAGUGUCAGGUCUCGCCUACCAGCAGCUGUUCAACUUCACUUACCAGUUUGUCGUAGAAGUGUCUUUUGUCUUUGCACCCACUCCUCUUCACUUCUUUAUCCAAUAUUUUAUAGGUUGUGUUCAGUCCCUCUUUUCGUUGUUCAUCUCUGCACUGCACUGCUCCAUCUGCUUCACCACCUUCCUCUCCCUUCUCUAUCAGCUUCCAUGUGUCCGUCGAGAUCCAUUCCUUGUCUUGUUUCUUCCUUCUUAUUACGGUUUUGCACUUUUCUUUCCAUAUCUCUCUAGGAGAUCCAUUGUUCUUUCACGUCAAUUUCUUUAGAAAUACUGCUUAAUGUCUCCCAUUUUUCCUGAUGACUCCCUGACGUGAAGAUGUUCUUUGUAGUUUCGUGCUUCAGUUUCUGUUCUGGGUGUUGAAUUUGAACUGUGGUCUAUCAUCACCAGCUUCUUUGAAAGCUUUCAACUUGAUUUUGAAGGUAAGUUCCUUGAACUAGAUAGUGAGUGGUGUGAACCUACAUCUGCUCCUCUUGUUCAUCUUGUUUGCGCCCAGUAGGCUGGCUUUGUCUCCAGUUUCUUGAGAUUGAAAUGAAGUCGAUCUGAUCUUUAGUGUGGUGUGUCCAGGUGUCUGGUGAAAUCCAUGUCACUUUGUGAAUAUCCUUGUGUUUGUGCACAGUGCCUGCAACCACCAAAUCGUUGAGUGCACAGAAGUCUUCAAAGAGUUCUCCAUUCUGAUUCACCAUCUCACCGAUUGCCUUUCGACCGAUGAUGAGUUAUCUUCCUGUGUUGCCUGCUCCUAGUUUGGCAUUCAUGUCACCUGUUAGAAUGGAUUUUGAUGUUGUCAUCUGGAAUGGGGUCUUGUCGAUUAGUGAUUGUAGUUGUCUUUAGAAUUCCUCCUUCUUCUCUUGAUCCGCAUUAUUUGCAGGUGCUUAGCGUAGCGUGGCAUUGUAUGAUUGUGACUUUCCUUCCUUUUGAUUUGAAUCUUGCUGUCAUGAUCUUGAUCCUGGAGUAGACUGGUUCCCACUGCAUGAGAUCCUACAAUGUGGUUGAGGACAUCAUGAUAGCCACUGGAAAACUCAGUGUGCUUGUGACUGUCGUCUGGGUGACAAUAUCGGAGUAGAUUAUUGACUCCUCUGCAGUUGACAGUUUGGAGAAUCCACUUCCGUUUCAUCUGCUUUUGCAGAUUCCAAGCACUACUUCCAUGUUCUAGAAAUGGUGACUCACAAGUACUACUUCUUUCAGCAAUCCUCGCACAUUAGUUAGGGUGUGGGGAACUAAUCCGAUUUAGAUAAAGCAGCAUUCUAUCUGCAGCAGCAGCAUUCUUAUGACUUUAUCGGAUACACUCCCACUCUGUGCUUGGUAUGACUGUGAUGUCUUUAGCAGCUUCAUUGGGAGCGAUUUUAGGUUUCACAAAUGAACAUGACGCUGCAACAGUGUUAGAGGCGCCCUUUGAUACUUCUAGUACAUAUUAAUAGAACAAUAAGGCAUUUUACCAACUGCUGCUGCAACAGACGUCAAAGGACGUCCGGUAUACACAACUUGACAUAAAUGGAGUCGAAUAACCUUUUAUGACGUCGAUAAAAAGUAUGAAGUUGACAGUGUACUGGUAAACGCAUUCUACCAGACGAUACCCUUCAUUAAUAGACGCCGUCGAUGUCUGUAGUAAGACAUUUUUUCAAUAACAUUAGAAUGCUAAAUGGUGCAUAAUCGUCACCGAGACAUACAACGGCAACUCAUCUCCACUGUGUACACCCCAAAGUGAUGGCAACCGUUACUCCUUAAGCAGUUGAACAACUUCACUAUAGCAGGCUAACAUUUAUUGUAAUUUAAAAUAUUUUUAAUUCAUAAGUCAGAAAUCAUUAAUGACUUAAAACGAAAACAAAAUUUUGGUGGUUUAUAAGGUGCAGCUAAACUACGCCACACGCAUCUAGUAAUUUAUCAUCACUUCCCGCAUAAUUUCAGCACUGAAAGUUUUGGGUAGAAUUCCCAUUAUUUCGGCCUCACUCGCAUUAUUAACACAGUUCACCGUAUUAUUUACACAUUCUUGUUUGACUGGGUGCUUUCGACACAAAACACCUAAAAACAUCAAUUUCAUCCUAUCACAUAGUUUACGACUUUUAUUUAUGCUUACUAUGUCGAGUAGAGGGGAAUGUGCAUUUAGUAUGCGGUGGAAAUUUAUAGAAGUCACCUAAUCGUUUUUUAUGAAACGGCAGUGCAGUUGUGGUAGAUGUCUCAUUAGACAUUGAGUGGGUGUAGUACACACAGUGUCAUAGAGGAUGGCGUUUGCGCACACAGUAAGCCUGAUAAGUUGCCAGAUGAUAAGAAUUUUAUUAGUGACCGACUAAAUUUGGAGGUUGGAAGAACUUCGCUUCAAUAGGAAAUCUGUAGGAGUGGUCUCAUAGAUCGUAACAACUGCUGUGUUCAAACCGAAACUCACCACUGACUGUAAAAGUGAAUUGGAGUAGCACAUUGAAGACGAGUGAAAGGUAAAGGUACAGCACACAGUGACAAAGCAUUACUCACUAAAGGAUGUUUUCAGCACUAUUUGCUGCGAAUAGUUACGCUAGGAUUAAAACGCGACAUUUAAGCUCUCCUUUUAUAGAUCAACAAUCCUCCAUUCUUUUUUUCAGUAAAAGUGGCGCCUUCAGAAUAUCUGCAAUAAGUCACACUAAUAUUAAUGAUAGUUUAUUCUCGCAAACCAAACACGCCUGUUUACAAGCCUGACUAUAUAUUUAUGCCACUUUGGCAACUGUCUAGUACAGCUCCUCCCCCCUAAAAAUAAUCAGCAGAUCUGCGUAAACAGAAUUAAAGUAAUUCUGAAAUUCCCAUUUCGACAUUUAGUAAGACGAUGUGAGCGAAGAAAUAUUUUUUCCAAUUAGUUUCUCAUCAAUGGCUGUACACUACAGAAAAGCAUUUUC